CCUACAAUUUCUAUGUUACAGCAGUUUUUCUAUAGGCAAUUGUGGCAAAUAAAAAAAUGACAGAAAAACGUACCUUCGCAGCUGCUGAUUAUGUAGUGUUUGGACUAAUGUUGGGAAUAUCCGCACUUAUUGGGAUAUUUUAUGCAAUCAAGGAUCGCCGAUCGAAAGCAGGAACGGAGGGUUAUCUCAUGGCUGGCAGGUCAAUGCACUAUAUUCCCGUCGCUUUAUCGUUGACUGUAAGUUUCAUGUCUGCCAUCACUGUACUUGGAACACCAGCUGAAGUAUAUAUAUAUGGAACGAUGUAUUGGUGGUUCGUUCUUGUAUUUCUUGUGGUUGCAAUAAUCACAUCUCAGCUGUAUAUUCCAACAUUUUAUCGACUUGGAAUUUCAAGCACAUAUGAGUAUCUUGAACGAAGAUUCAACAGAGCUGUAAGAUUGCUUGGAACAGUAACGUACAUUGUUCAAAACAUUAUGUAUAUUGGGAUCGUAAUAUACGCACCUGCACUUGCUUUGAAUGAAGUUACCGGAUUCGAUCUAUGGCUGGCUGUGAUGUCAACGGGGAUUGUCUGCACAUUCUACACUACAUUGGGUGGUUUAAAAGCUGUGAUAUGGACAGAUGUGUUUCAAGGCACCAUUAUGUGUGCAGGAUUUUUAGCAGUUAUUAUUCGAGGAAGCAUAAUCGAAGGAGGAUUCGAUGUUAUUUGGGAAAAGUGUUACAACGCUGGAAGAGUUGAUUUUAUUCAGUUUGAAGGAGAUUACAGGAUCAGACACACAUUUUGGAGUAUUUUUUGUGGUGGCACAAUCACGUGGUUAGGUGUGUACGCGGUCAGCCAAUCACAAGUUCAAAGAUAUUUAUGUUGUAGAUCUGCCCGACAAGGAAGCUACGCUUUAUUCCUCAAUGUAUUCGGGUUGUUCGUCAUCAUAAGUUUAGCAUGUAUGUGCGGAAUGGUGAUGUAUGCUUUCUACAGCGAUUGUGAUCCACUGGGACAAGGCUGUGUUUCUGCCUCUGAUCAGUUACUUCCAUAUCUCGUGAUGGAUAUUCUGCAAGAUUUUCCCGGAAUUCCUGGACUGUUUGUAUCAUGUGUCUUUUCAGGAAGUUUGAGCACUGUAUCAUCAGGAAUCAACGCAAUGGCUACAGUUACUAUUGAAGAUUUCAUCAAACCCGUGACAAAAUGGAAACCAAAUACUUAUACAUGGACAUCUAAAGGCCUGGUCCUUCUUUACGGUGGCUUGUGCAUUGGAAUGGCGGCUCUCGCAUCAACUUUAGGUGAAGUACUUCAAGCAGCUCUCAGCAUUCUUGGAUUGGUGGGAGGUCCUCUCGUUGGACUUUUUACGUUGGGAUUAAUCUUUCCGUUCGCAAAUUCUAUAGGUGCUUUUGUCGGUUUACUGUUCGGACUUUUUUGUUCUUCGUGGGUUUACAUUGGUAGCAGAUCAUAUCCACCUGCACCCGAGUAUACUAGAAAAUUGCCUUUUGACAACAGUGGAUGCGCCCCGGUAUGCUAUUGGCAGGAACUGCCUAAUGCAACUACCGCUUCUUAUGACGUCACUCAAACAAUGACGUAUACGAAUGCUACAACUGCUGCUAAUGAGGAAUAUCCUCCGAUUGCUGAUUUCUAUGCAAUGUCGUAUCUAUAUUUGAGUACGUUUGGAAUGCUGGGAACAAUAGUUGUUGGACUAAUUUUAAGUUUAUUAACAUGUGGAUGGAGAGAUCGCAAAAACGUCGAUCCAAAUCUACUAGCCCCGUUUUUUGAUAACUGGAUAUUUAAAUGGAUUCCAGAAAAAUUCCGUUACAUUUUGAGAUGCUGUGUAAAGGAACGAGACGACGACUACCACGAAAAAGUCCAAAGUAUGGCAACAAUGGCAACUUUUGCAGAGAUUUCGCCUUUGGUGGCAUCCGAGAGUGAUGCUCGAAGUAGUCAGAACGGACUUUCUGCAAUUUCACUCAAAGUAAAAUACGAUCACAGUGAAUAUCCAGAAAAGAGAGAACCGACAGAAAAGGAAAUUGACGAUGACUUUUUAGUGAUGAAUUAAUGCAGAAAGUAUCAGCAAGAGAAAAAAUGUGUCACUGCUACAUCACCACUAUUUGUUUUAUUAUUUCACUCAUAUAACACUCGUUUACGCGAAACGUGGCAGUAUUGGCGUAAUAUUUGAUUUGAUCGCCCAUUAUGGAAUCGUGGCACAUUAAAUAAAAAUCUAGAAAACACCAAAGUUGAGCUAAAACAUUGUUGUAUGUUUUAGCGGGUCAUAAUUUAUCGAAGUUGUGGAUUCUCUUUCCCAAAAUACCCUUGUAAAUACUACUUAUAUUUUGUAGAAGCUUCAUUUGGUGUUUGGUAUUUUCAAAAGUGGGAUUUUAACCAAGCUAUUUGUAUAUUUGCUACGACACACCCAUGAUCUUCAUCUGAACUCGAAGGCAUAAACCUCACGGCUGCAGUAAGAGGUUUUGUGUAGUUUCCGCGCAAGAAGCGUAUCAAAUUGCUCGUGUUUUGUUGAAUGAAACUUCAGAAAAUCAAUACCAUUGUUGCUUUUUUAUUCCCCCUUUUUACAAAGAAGGGUGGCUCAUGGUUUACACAAAUAUAUAUUCCUACAUAUCAUUCAUGACUAAAAUAAGAUGUUAUUGAAACAUUGGAAUAUUAAUCAUAUGACGUUAAAAUAUGAACUUUGAUGGUUAAUCAGGGAUUGAAUCAAAAUUGAAAUAGAAUCAAUUGAAAAGUUGUAUUUUGAUCUAAUUUUUGUUGAUGUUAAUGUAGGUGCUAGUGAUUUAGUUCUUGUUUUAUUGCUUCAUGUUAUGUGUUUGAGCAAAGCAACAAAAUAAAAAAUAUUGCGGGUUUUUA
Molecule: messenger RNA, 2830 nt
Organism: Styela clava
Lineage: Eukaryota; Metazoa; Chordata; Ascidiacea; Stolidobranchia; Styelidae
Product: sodium-coupled monocarboxylate transporter 1-like
Biological process (GO): sodium ion transport; transmembrane transport
Cellular component (GO): membrane
Molecular function (GO): symporter activity
Source: RefSeq, a predicted model, not a curated record